AUGAUUCACUUUUUUGUUUUUCUUAUUUUAUUCCACGAUUCAACAAUUGGAGCACCGUGUAAAAUGUCUCCACUGACUAGAUAUUUAAGUGACGAACAGCAGGUGAUAAUAUUUUUAUUUAUUUUUUGUUUUGAAAUAUUCUGUCUGAUUCAGCAAACAUUACAUCAACUUAUUGUUUCUGCUAGAAAUUCUGGGGCUGAUGAAGAAAUGGUAAAAGAAAGUAUGGAUGAAUAUUUAUCACAAAUAUUGUCACCGGAGAAGUUGAUGAAAUUUAAAGUGGAACAUGAUCAAUUUGAAGAAGAAAGAAAGAGAAUUGGAAAACGAAGUGUAGACAAUAAUUAUGGUUGGUUUUCAAAUUUUAUUAAUCAUGUCAUUUUUUUGAUUUCAGAAAAACCUGAACCUGUCAAGAUUUUCGAUAUUAUUGAUAAAUACAAUACCAAAAACUACGACAGUAAGAAACUUCAUGAUUUUCUUGAGUCCGAAUAA
This is a messenger RNA of Caenorhabditis angaria, 486 nucleotides long. NCBI's taxonomy places the organism in Eukaryota, Metazoa, Nematoda, Chromadorea, Rhabditida, Rhabditidae. The record is from the annotation of a GenBank genome assembly.